Molecule: messenger RNA, 5334 nt
Organism: Homalodisca vitripennis (glassy-winged sharpshooter)
Lineage: Eukaryota; Metazoa; Arthropoda; Insecta; Hemiptera; Cicadellidae
Product: collagen alpha-1(I) chain-like
Exons: 34
Coding region: 49-4779 (1576 amino acids)
Molecular function (GO): extracellular matrix structural constituent; protein binding
Source: RefSeq, a predicted model, not a curated record
UCUGCGGGUCGAUCUUCUGCUGGCAGUAGGUGUGCGGCUGUCGUGCCCAUGGCUGCAAGAGCUGUCUUCCUGCUCAUCCUUGUGUUAAAUCUAGGAUGGAGUGUCUCUGGGAGAGUGAGGCGGUCUCAGGUGCGUAAGACGCGUGCCCAGGAGUCUGCAGGGGAGAGCGCGACCACCAGCUACGAGUACGAAGAUUACAACCCGGAGUAUGACGGAACAGUAUAUGAGGAAUACGACGAAGCAAACAAUAUUACAACUCCUAGAGCGUCGACGACAACCGCUGCUACUUCAUCUCCUGAGGAUGUCGGCAGUCGCCUGGGGGAGAACUUACCUACGGCUCCAGGUAUACCGGCCUCCGCUCCGGCUGCUCCAGAAAAUUACAACAGAGAAGUUAAGCCUUGCCAGUUCGAAGGCCGGUUCUACGCCGAGGGCGACUCCUGGAAUCCUGACUCUUGUACAUCGUGCUCAUGUCAGCGGGGGAACGUGCACUGCCAGCAGCUGGAGUCCUGUAUCAGGGGGAAAGGAGACGAGUGUGCUGGAGUAGUCUGUAUUGAGAAACAAUGUGCCACCCAGCAUUAUAUCCCGCUGGGAGAAUGCUGUCCUGUUUGUGCUGAUAACUUAGACGUACCACCCGGGUUAUCAUCUAGGCCUAGUGGAUACGCUCAGGAAGGUACAGUAGCGGAGGCAGUCCCUGUUCCUGGGCCAAGGGGAGACACAGGUACGCCGGGAGACAGAGGACAACCAGGGGAUAUCGGUCCUCCAGGAAGCCCCGGCAAUCCUGGGAUACCGGGCAAUCCCGGGCCUCCAGGACCCGUACCUGACGUGUCUUCAUACUACAACCAGUUGGCAUUAGUGAAUGCAGGCAAUGACAAGGGACCCAGCGACGCGGAGCCAUACAUGGGUUAUCCUGACGCAUUUCACUACCUUCAGGCCCAAGUAGGACCGGCGGGGCCCAGAGGCAUGCCGGGACCAUCAGGAUCUGCGGGUCCUCAAGGAUUUCAAGGUGUCAGGGGUGAGCCAGGAGAGCCUGGCCCUCCAGGAUCCCCUGGUAUCCCGGGUCCUAGGGGUCCCCCAGGAGUGCCAGGAAAAGAUGGAGAGCAAGGUGAGGAUGGCGAACCUGGAACGUCAGGAUCUGGAGGUCCUCCAGGGCCUAGGGGCCUUCCGGGCAUGCCAGGACUCCCAGGCAUUAAAGGCCACCGUGGGUUUCCGGGUCUGGAUGGGGCUAAGGGUGAACAGGGCCAACCGGGGGAGAAGGGAUCACUAGGGCCCUCGGGCCCCAUGGGGCCCAUCGGACCAGUGGGUCCCGUCGGGCCCAGAGGAGAAAGAGGAAGAGAAGGUCCUCCGGGUCCUCCAGGACUCAGGGGAAUCGACGGCAUCGCAGGAACUCCUGGAGCCCCGGGUGCAAUCGGUAAACCAGGAUCACCAGGAUUCCCUGGGUCUCCCGGAGCUAAAGGAGAUCAAGGAUCGCAGGGUCCGAAGGGCAGUCAGGGUUUACAAGGGCCUAGAGGUGAGUCUGGACGUCCAGGAAUAUCCGGUGAGUCAGGUCUACCAGGGCAACCCGGCAAGGAUGGAUACCCAGGAGAGAAGGGAAAUCCAGGGGCUAACGGCAUUCCAGGUCCUCCGGGCUUUCCAGGAGCUCGAGGACCCCCUGGACUCUCUGGCAGUGUCGGCCCUCAAGGCCCUAAAGGACAACAGGGUACGCCAGGAGAGAGGGGCUACAAGGGAGAAAAUGGAAUGAAAGGAGAAGGAGGAGCACCAGGACCUCGAGGCUUGCCGGGCCUGCAAGGAGCUGAUGGCAAGAGAGGGAAGCGUGGCCAGGUAGGGCCCGCCGGACCGACUGGACCAGUGGGCGAGAGGGGGUCCACCGGGCCGAGGGGUCUCCCCGGGGCGGACGGUGCUGCUGGACCUAAAGGCCAAACAGGAGACAGAGGACCGGAAGGACCCCAGGGGACGAAAGGAGCCACAGGAGAUUCAGGCAGGCCUGGUCCUCCAGGACUUCAGGGUCUGAGAGGUCCAGUAGGACGUACAGGAGCACCGGGAAAAUCUGGAAAUCCAGGCGAGCGAGGAAUCCAGGGGGCAGAUGGAAAACCCGGCGAUCAAGGGAUCCAGGGACUCCAGGGACUUCCAGGACCCCUUGGGCCACCAGGGGAAAAGGGAAUGCCGGGAGAACCAGGGAAGGAUGGUGAUCAAGGACCACAAGGAUCAGUGGGACCGCGAGGAGACCCUGGCAAAGACGGACCACCAGGCAUACAAGGACCUCCAGGACCACCAGGACUGGACGGGGAACGAGGAGCUGUCGGAUCGCCUGGACCAACUGGGUUUCAGGGACUACCAGGAAUAUCGGGAAACCCUGGAGCACCAGGUAAAGAUGGUGAGCCGGGAGUACAGGGUCCUCCAGGACAAUCAGGACCCGCAGGACUUCGAGGAGAAAGAGGAUUCCCGGGUGAGAGGGGAGCGGUUGGGCCUAUGGGACCGUCAGGACAACGUGGGGAGCCUGGAGUUCAAGGCAGUGACGGCGCACCGGGACCUCCUGGGGUUAGAGGUGAAAAGGGACAUUCUGGACCACUUGGACUUGUGGGCUUGCCCGGACUGAGGGGGAUGCCCGGCCCUCCAGGGGACAAAGGAGAUAGAGGAUCCGUGGGUCCAAUGGGACCGGAAGGCCCAGAAGGAAGACAAGGUGAAAGAGGACCUCCAGGUCCGUUGGGGUCUCAAGGACCUCCCGGAGAACCGGCUGAGAGAGGGGAUCCAGGACAACCGGGGCCGCCGGGAGAAGUAGGUGCGACGGGCAACCCAGGAGAGAGAGGUCCCGUUGGACCCCAAGGCCUUCAAGGGUUCCCAGGGCCGCAGGGGUUGGUAGGACUACCAGGGGUCAAGGGCGAAAGAGGACUCACCGGGCUGAAAGGAGAGCAAGGCAACCCAGGGCCUUCAGGGAGUCCUGGGGAGCAGGGUCCACCAGGGCUUGUGGGAUUGACCGGAGCUAAGGGAGCGAGAGGAGAGGCGGGGUCUCGGGGGGACCAGGGACUGAUGGGCCCACCUGGACGACCGGGCGAGCCGGGACAAGCGGGUCAAUCAGGACCAACAGGACCUCCGGGGCCAGCAGGGGUUCCUGGCAUCAAGGGAAUCCCAGGAGACUCCGGUCGACCUGGCAAUCCGGGGCCAAUGGGGCAACCGGGACCUCAGGGGUUGGACGGGAUCAAGGGAGAGCGAGGAGGCGAGGGCCCUCCUGGAGGACCAGGACCCGCAGGACCUCAGGGUUCUCCCGGUGACAGAGGAUUACCAGGACUUCCUGGAUCUACAGGACCUCCCGGUCUCAGCGGCCAACGGGGAGCUCCGGGAGAAACAGGACCUGCUGGUAAACCUGGGUCGGAUGGAGCUCCAGGACCACAGGGUGUUCAGGGCAACCCAGGACCUCCAGGACCUCUCGGCGAACAAGGUCCUGAAGGUCCCAGUGGGAAGAUGGGACCCCCAGGGAUAUCAGGUCGGCCUGGAGACAAGGGUCCUGUAGGAAUUCCUGGCAAUCCUGGAGCACCUGGAGCACCUGGCCUUAUGGGUCCUCCAGGCUCUUCGGGUCCCCCAGGACCUGCUGGCGAGAGGGGUCAAAGAGGAGAAACAGGACCUCAAGGAGUCGAGGGUCCGAUUGGACAAAGAGGGAAGCCAGGACCUCCGGGACCGGAAGGGGCCAGGGGUGAGAGAGGGGAGGUUGGUGCCAAAGGAGUUAAGGGCCAUAGAGGCCUGAAUGGACUUCAGGGACUGCCCGGUCUGCAGGGACCUCCUGGAGACAAAGGAAUGACAGGACCUCCUGGAUUGCCUGGCAAGGAUGGAGAACCCGGUGUUAGGGGUACUCCUGGAAGAGACGGAAAUCCUGGACCUCCGGGUGUAUCGGGACCGCAUGGACUUAGGGGACCACAAGGAGAGCCGGGCAAGGAUGGGACCCCCGGUAUCCCUGGACCACCAGGACCACCAGGACCGGCUGGGGAACCACUGGGGUACGACGCCGCGGCUCUGGCAGCCCUUCUGGAACAGGGGACAAACAAAGGUCCGGAUCCACUCAGCGGGGAUGAACCACCGAGACUGUUUGGCAAUGAUGUCACAGAAGAAGAGCGACGUGCCCUCUUACAGAAGGCUUAUCAGCAACUGAAAGCAAGUUUUGAGAGAUUCAAGAAACCGGAUGGAUCUAAGAGUGCCCCAGCAAAGACUUGCAGAGACCUUUCAGUAGCCUAUCCCACCUUGGCCAAUGGUGAGUAUUGGCUGGAUCCUAAUGAAGGAGACAUCAAGGACGCCAUUCUGGUAUAUUGCGACAUGGAGAACAAACUAACCUGUCUCCUGCCGCAACCUGCCGCUAGUCCUCAGAUUUCCCAUGUCGGUAGAGAGCAAGAGCUGUGGCUAUCUGAGAUCAAACCUGGAUUUAAGAUCAACUACAAGGCAGACAGCAACCAGAUAGGGUUCCUGCAGUUGCUGUCCUCCAGUGCUUCCCAGAAUUUGACGUACCACUGCCGUAACUCCGUGGGCUACUUUGAUCUACAACACAAGACCUACCGGCGAGGGCUGAAGCUGCUGGGGUGGAAUGAUGCUGAGAUCACCCCACGGGGGAACAUCAAAUUCCGCUAUACCGUCACCGAGGACGAAUGUCGAGCCCGGAAGCCAGAAUGGGGACGUACUACGAUCAGCUACUCCACGGACAAGUCACUGAGGCUGCCCAUCACCGACAUCGCUCUCAGAGACAUCGGCAAGUCCGACCAGAGCUUCUGGCUGGAGAUAGGAAUGGCCUGCUUCAAGUAGCCUCUGUACCCUCUGCACAUUGGUUUACCACGUACAGAUCGACGUAGUGUAGUCUGACACUUUUACCAUUCGUUACUUAUAUUGAGAGACUGAACAUAUGUUACUUAUUCUUCAUUAGGGAGUUGAGUUUUACUUUAUUGACCUUGUUCGUUUUUUAGUUGUACAUUUAAUAUCCUUGAAAAAUCAAUAACAUGUUUGAUAAUUUGAUAUGUAAGAAAAUACACAUCAUCCGACAAUGUAAUAAAAUGUAGAUUUUACCUAAUGCAUCCGACAAUUUAAAAUUUAUCUUUACAAAAUGAUUUGUUUGGCAAUCAUAGGUGCAACCAAAUCAUAAGACUGUGGCAUAAUGCAAUUCUAACUUCAAUAAAUGUAAUAAAUUAUAUAAAUAAAAAUAGAUCUCGAAUGUUUUUUUAAGUCAGUAAGCUGUGUGGACUAAGAUCUAGAACUAUUUUAGACCAUUGCCAAUGUCACUGCCCCGUAAAUCAUACGCACUGCCAUGAGAACUAAUUUGUAAAUAUUUUUUUACAUUGUUAUUAAUAAAUGUAUAUUAAUAUA